Molecule: messenger RNA, 7515 nt
Organism: Drosophila ficusphila
Lineage: Eukaryota; Metazoa; Arthropoda; Insecta; Diptera; Drosophilidae
Product: cyclic nucleotide-gated cation channel beta-1
Biological process (GO): monoatomic cation transmembrane transport
Cellular component (GO): intracellular cyclic nucleotide activated cation channel complex; plasma membrane
Molecular function (GO): cGMP binding; protein-containing complex binding; intracellularly cAMP-activated cation channel activity
Source: RefSeq, a predicted model, not a curated record
CGCUCACGCAGCUUCACUUCGUCGCUUCAGUCUGAGCUUGUGCGGUCCUGUGAACACAACGCGGCGGUAUAACGGUGCAAAAACGGUAUAACGGUACAAAACGGGAGAAAGCUGUUCGCUAGGUGCCAAAUGUAGGGGAAAAUUGCAUGUGCCAUUAAUGUGAAUUUGUGCGAGAAAAAAAUUAUAGCCGCUGGACUUUCACCUAUCCAGCCAGCUGCUUUUUGCGGGGCCAGAAACAAAUCAGCGCAUUUCUGGCCACGUGUUAUCCGGGUUUUCAUCUCGAUUUUCGGAAAUCUACGUUUAUUAUGCAAAUUAAAGCAACAACAAGGACUUGCGACAGCAGCAUCUAAUUUCCAAAAAAGAUAUAAAAAACAAGGAAAACUGAAACUGGAAGAGCUCCUUGGCGAUUCCUCUUGGUUUUUUUUGUUGCUGCCCCUGCUGCUGCACACAGACAAUGACAGAAAUUUGUCAUCACACACACAGACGCACGCACGGAGAGCGUAGAACAAAGGCAACGGGAAAAAGAUAAAUAAGCGUAGAGGAGCGGGGAGUGCGAGGGGCAGAGGAAGCAGGGGAGUGAGAAGCACUCUGUCUCACUCACGCACUUGACUGAACAUUAAACUCUCUAGUUUUUUGCAAAAAUGGAGAUUCUGAAGGCCUGGUCCCGUUAUCCUUGCCGGCAGCCGCAUAACGUCGGCAUCUACUUGUUCCCCAUUCGGCUGUAAAAUCCGCAUUUCGCAUUCGCAUCCGACAUCCGCUAUUCGCCAUCCGCAAUUUUUGACAGCUGUCAGCGGGAGUGUACGUGUGUGUGCGUGUGUGCUGGCACAGUUAUUUCCACUUGGCGGCAAGGUCAGCGCGACAUGCAAAUUGAAAAGCGCCGCACGGGCAAAAACAAAGGCCAAAGGAUGCCCAGCAACAACAGCAAAAACAACAUCUACGGGAGCACCGACAACAACAAGUAUAAGAACAACAACAACAUCAACUAACGAAAAUGUUUGAGAAAUAUGUCGCCACAUAUGUGCGCGCGUGUGAGCAAGUGAAAUUAAAAUUCCCGCAUGCCUAAUGAAUUCGCCCGCUUGUUCGCCGUCCCUCUCCCACAACCGUUAUGCGUGCGUGUGUGGCAGUGUGUGUGCGUGUGUGUCGCUGACUUCGGAAUGACAACAAAAACAACAAGAAUAGCAGCUACAACUAAGACAAUGGCUUGCUAAGCUGUCCGAGUGAGUGAAAAAAAGGAGAGCCAAAGAGAUAGAGAGAGAAAGAAUAAGAGCGAAAGAGAGAGAGAGAGAGUGGUGGAGAAAGUACGAAAGCAAAAGUGAAACUUGCAGCGAACAAAGGAGUAAAAGUGGCAGCAACAGAAGCAGCAGCAGCAGCAGCAGAAGCAGCAGAAGAAGCAGCAGCAGAAGGGGGAAGCGGGAUUUGGCGGCCAAGCGACGACAAUCGGGGGCAUGUCCACAGCCAAAAGGCUGGUGCUCUCGCUACGUGGACGCAAGAAUUCGCAGGGCAACUCGGCGACCUCAUCCACCCGGCUGGUAUCCGCCGGCACAUCGCCCGGCCAUGAGCUGGACGAAAUAGCCGUGGUAUCCGGCACCGGAUCCAGCAGUCACCACUUCUCCUAUGGCGGUUGCCUCGCCACCGGCGGCGAUGCGCCUCUGCCGCGCUACUCAACAGAUCUAGGACCAAAGUUUGGCAUGACCCAGCCGAAAUUCGGGCAGAGUGUCUCGCAACAAGGUUUCUUCACUUCGCACGACAGCCUGGCCACACCAUGCGCCUCCAGGGCCUCCAACUCGCACAUGGCCACCGUAAGCACUGCCUCAGAAAUGGAUCUUCUGCACAACAAGCAACGCAACAAGUCGCGGGGCCGCCUGAAAGCGGCUGCCAGCGGCGACCAGCCGCUCCUGGGCACCUGGAACCGCUCCACGGGACGCGGCUCGCAGGAUAACACGCUGGCCGGCGGCGGCGGAGCCACCAGUUUGGCCAUGGGCGGCCACAACCAGUACGGUGGCAACUACUGCAACGGCACAGAUCGCUACCCGCGCUCCCGAUCGCAACAGCAGGGGCACCACAACGCCGCCCAGCAGGCGCACCACCCCUACCAGCUGCAGCACUCGGCCUCGACGGUGUCGCACCACCCGCACGCGCACGGCCCGCCCUCGCAGGGGCCCGGGGGGCCGGGUCCGCCCCACGGCGGGCAUCCGCACCACCCGCACCACGGUGGUGUUGGCAGCGGGGGCGGUAGUGGGGCGGGGUCGCACGGCGGGCAGCCGCACCACCAGAAGCCGCGGCGAACCGCCUCCCAGAGGAUUCGAGCGGCGACGGCGGCCAGGAAGCUGCACUUCGUCUUCGAUCCGGCGGGGCGACUGUGCUACUACUGGUCCAUGGUGGUCUCCAUGGCCUUCCUGUACAACUUCUGGGUGAUAAUCUACCGCUUCGCCUUCCAGGAGAUCAAUCGGCGAACGAUCGCCAUUUGGUUUUGCCUGGACUACCUGUCCGACUUCCUGUAUCUGAUCGACAUCCUGUUCCAUUUUCGCACCGGAUAUCUGGAGGACGGGGUCCUGCAGACGGACGCACUGAAGCUGCGCACCCACUACAUGAACUCGACUAUCUUCUACAUCGACUGCCUGUGCCUGCUGCCGCUGGACUUCCUCUACUUGUCCAUCGGCUUCAACUCGAUCCUGCGCAGCUUCCGGCUGGUGAAGAUCUACCGGUUUUGGGCCUUCAUGGAUCGGACCGAGCGGCACACCAACUAUCCGAAUCUCUUCCGGAGCACGGCGCUCAUCCACUACCUGCUUGUGAUAUUCCACUGGAACGGCUGCCUCUACCACAUCAUCCACAAGAACAACGGCUUUGGAUCCCGCAACUGGGUCUACCACGACUCGGAAUCGGCGGACGUGGUGAAGCAGUACCUGCAGAGCUACUACUGGUGCACCCUCGCCCUGACCACCAUCGGGGACCUGCCCAAGCCGCGCUCCAAGGGCGAGUAUGUCUUCGUCAUCCUGCAACUGCUCUUCGGACUGAUGCUAUUUGCCACCGUGCUGGGGCACGUGGCCAACAUCGUGACGUCAGUGAGUGCAGCGCGCAAGGAGUUCCAAGCCAAGUUGGAUGGCGUGAAGACGUAUAUGCGGAUGCGACGUGUGCCGAAUCAUCUGCAGGUGAAGGUCAUCAAAUGGUUCGAUUACCUGUGGCUUACGCAAAAAUGCUCGGACGAGGAGCGCGCCGUGUCCUGUCUUCCUGAUAAAUUAAAGGCUGAAAUAGCAAUUAACGUCCAUUUAGAUACACUUAAGCGGGUGGAGAUUUUCCAAAACACCGAGGCCGGUUUCCUCUGCGAACUGGUUUUGCGCCUGAGGCCCGUGCUCUUCUCGCCCGGCGACUACAUCUGCAGAAAGGGCGAGGUGGGCAAGGAGAUGUACAUUGUGAAUCGAGGACGAUUGCAGGUGGUGGCCGACAAUGGAAAGACGGUUAUGGCCUCGCUGAAGGCCGGUUCCUAUUUUGGCGAGAUUAGUAUACUCAAUAUGGGCACCGCAGGCAACCGACGCACAGCCAGCGUUCGCUCGGUGGGAUACAGCGACCUAUUCGUCCUGAGCAAGAAGGACAUGUGGGACGUGCUGAAGGAGUAUCCGGCGGCGCGUGUUCGUCUGGAGUCGAUAGCCGUCAAGCGAUUGGAGAAGUACAAGAAGGCCCCGUUGGAGAAAGUCAAAUACUUUAAUGUAGUUGCCAUGGGCCGCUGUCAAUCGACGCCGGGCUUAGUCGAGAGCUGUGGCCGCACCUCGCUCGAGGAGAUGUGGCUGCCCCCGGCGACGGGCCCCGCCCCCUCUCUGCUGCACCACCACCAAACGCUCCAGCAGCAGCAGCAGCAGCAGCAGCAGCUGCAACACCAGGCCUCGCAGCAGCCACACCUGCCACACCGACAGGAGUCCACGCAGACAUCCUCGCAGACGCACGGUUAUAGUCCCCGUAGCUAUGCGGAUCGCUUGGUUCGCGCGACGGACUCCCCCAGAUCGGUGAGUCCCAGUGCCCACGGAUCCGAGGAGCGGCCGCGCAGUCGGACGACCUCGCACCACUCGAUAAGACCCCAAUCGCAACCGAGUCACACGGGUCACAUUUGCGACUCCAGUUCGCAGCUGGAGUGCUAUGGAGCCGGAGUGGGCGGGGCAGGGGGUGGGACGACGCCCCUUUUGGGCUCCCACGAAGUGCUGGAGGACGAGAUAAAGCGGCUGAGGGAACGCCUGCACACGGUGGAAUCGGAGAAUCAGGCACUGAACACGAAGCUCUCGCAGCAGCAGUGGGACUUGGAGAAUCGGCUGGCGGAGAUCGAGAUGCAGAUAUGCGGAGUGUCCUCGACAUCGAGCGUGGAUCCCGAGAACGAGACGGAGGAGCUGGAGCGGAACAGAGAGAGUAUCAUAUAACACGGGAGCGUGCUGCCCCAUCAGGCGAUCGGUAUGGUGUACAUAUCAUGUUCCUCAUGACUCCACGAUCAUCAUUGAUCAUCUGACAUUGAUCAACUAUCAACUGACUGCAUCCGGCGAUCAGGCGGAUUCGAUUGGAUCAUUAACCGCAUCAUAUCGCAUCUAUCUAUCGCUACCCCAAAAAAAAAACAAAUUCUCCCACUCUCUAUCUGUCUCGUAUUUGUGUUUCUCCCUCUCUCUCUGUAUCUCUCUCUCUCUCACUCACUCACUGUGUUCUUUGUAUUUGUGUGCGUGCGUGUGUGUGUGUAUGUUAUGCAUGCAUUCCAAAUUGCCUUACUAAUGAAAAAAAAAACAAACGAAUAAAAUAAAAAUAAAAUAAAAAAAUAAAACCAGGAGCAGCAGCAGCUUUACGGCAGGAGGAGGAUUUGCGGAAUCAGGAGGCGGAGGAUCAAGGACGACCGCUCGAAACUGAAACGGGAACCCAGACCUGCACCAAAUACUUCUCGCUUUAGGGAACCAUUAAGACAGAGAGAGAUAGAGAGGGGAGGACGGGGCGCCAGAUAAACCCCAAGAUGUGCAAUUAAUAUCUCUUAUGAUCACGCGACACCAAAACUAAAUAAAGAAAUAUAGCCCAAAAUGGCACUGCCACAAUGAAAAAAUUGUCUGUAAAUAGAAAUGGAAGAACAUUGAGAUCAAAAUAUACGCCAAACGAUUGUAAUUGGUUUAGUUAUGCACCGGAGAGAUCGGAAAAGCUUUAGUAGAUAAUCCGAGAGAGAACUUUUUCCAGAACCCCUAACAACUUGUUACCCAACACUUACACUUUUUCCAUACUAAGCUCAGAAAUAGAUUGAGAUUUACAUAUAGAUAUCAUUAGGCCUAGACGCUCUUCGCUCCUUUUAAUGGUUACUAAACCAAAACCGAAACGGGUAUUCGAACUCCCAUUGUAAAUACUUUCGCUCUAGGAACUCAAUUAGCAUUAUGGUCAAUGACAUUAGUAUGGAUCAUCCGAAACAAAAAACAAAAAAAAAAAAACAAAAAACUAAAAGAUUACUUUAAAUCAUGAGUGUAACAAAUGAAUCGUAUAUCUAUUGUAAUAUUUGCUAAUUGUAAUUCGACAAAAAUGAACAUUUACUAGAUGUGUAUAUGGGAAACGAUUUACUUUACAACUGAAAAUAAUGCAUAAACAAUUUAUGGACAACUAAGUGAAUAUUUGCAAAAUAUUUGUACUAUUGGAAAAGAACUGCCAGAGCAUACACCACACACUCGAAAAACUAUAUUAAUAAUAAUCUUAAACAAGACAAAAAAACUCAAAGCUAAAGACAUUAAACUAUUAAUAAAACCAAUAUUAAUGAGUAGAUAUGUCAAAAGGAAAACACUUUUAAUGCAAUAUUAUAUUGUACUACUGUCGUAUAUAGUAUAUCUACAUUAUACAUGAUCUACAUUAUACUUAAUAUGGUAACAAUUUAAAGGUCUAAAUGUAUUUAACUUUAGUUAGUUGCCCCAAAAGCCAAAACCAAUGCUGAAGAUUGUAGUUGAGAAAAAGAAAAACAAAGAUUAAUUUAGGCAGGAGAGUUCUGCAGAAGUUUGCAGAACGCAGUUCAAGAAUCCCCAUAAUAUGGGGGCUGCGAUAAAGAAGAAAUAAUUAAUAUAGCUGUAACUCUAGUUAUACCUAGUUAUACCAUUAGAUGUGUACCAGAGAAGACCAAAAAAAGAUCGAAUCGCGAUCGUUUAAGCAAAUUGUUCAGUGUCAACUCCCAAAAAUAUUGAAAACCACAAACUGAGUUGAUAAGGAAAUUUAAUAAUUAUAUAGCUAACUCGAAUAAGAACCUAAACUUUACAGAAUGAGCCGGCGUUUGAGCCAGGAUACGUUUGAGUAUCUGCGGAGAAAACGGAAACUGGAGCGAAUCUCAUUUCAUGCCAACAAAAAAUGAUAGGCCAAAAACUUAAGCUCAAAUUUUGUUAGGAUUUUUUCUUAGAUUUUUGUCAACGAGGUAAACCUAUUUUCUAUUUUCUAGAGAACAAAUAGAAGAAAUUCUUUUUUUUCGUAUUUUUCAACCUAAUUACUUUUCGGAAUAUCAUAUAACGGAUUAAAAAUUAAUUAAUAAUUACAAUAAACAUUAAAUGGGGUUUCAUCUAAGACAAAGCUUAUACCAAACCAAAAAAAAAAAAAAAAACGUGUUAAAGCGAAAGCCUACGAAAACUUGUAAAAGUUUGUCGGAGUUUUUGAUUCCUUAGUUAGCCAAUUAUUGCCAAAGUUAAAGUUGAAUAAUAUAACUAAAUUAAAUUACAUUUUUAUGGCUUAUUAGCACGCUUAUCACAGGACAGAGGCUCUGUCCCUUGUUAGACUUAUUCCUUCUGAUUUCAUUAAUGUUUUCCGUUAGAGCGCGUAUAGACAUAUAUCUAUUUGUUAUUGAACGUAAAAUACAAGGAACUACAUCGAUUCGGUUGUGUUGUUGUCGCCAAAUGUGGAGGAGAAAUGGCUGGCGAGUUUGAAUGGCUUACAUAAUAAUAAUUUAUUAAAUUAUUUUAUGCAUUCGAGAUCUAUACAAAAAAGAAAGAAAACAUUUAUAGCUUUAUUUUUACUAUAAAUUAAUUAAUUAAUUUAUAAGAACUAAACAGUAAAUUAAUUCAGCAUUGACUUCAUAGCAAAAGAACACAGAGAAACAGUAUAGUUCUCAGAUCAUCGGGCAGGAAAAGGCAUUUUUUAAACGGUCACUAUAAAUCAGAUCAGUUCAAAUAAGGCCCCGAUUUGCAGCAGGUAAAUCGAGCUUAUCGUGCGAGAGUUUCAAAGCCGUUUACAUUGCUGAACCACUCUGAAAAUCUGACAAAGGGUAAAUUCAAAUGGAAUUAUAAAGUAAAAACACGACAACAAAAAACCAGAAAGAAAACUGAAAUACAAAUAAAAUCAAAACAAAAACAGAAAAUUCUUAAUACAUGAAAAUCGUGCGUUGCGUUUUUCUUCGGGGGGCCACUAAUAACCAUUCGACUCAUCCAUCCACUUAGCCAACAAUCCGUCGAUCGGACGAUCAGUCGAUUGAAUGCAACUGCAUGUCGUAAUCAAUGGGAUCUGAGGAAAAGCCGCAAAAUUGUUCAAUUACAAAGGCCGAAACCA